AUCCCCGUCCCCGCUCCGUGCCCGCCGCCGCCAUGAAGAUCUGGACCUCGGAGCACGUUUUCGAUCACCCCUGGGAAACGGUAACGACGGCUGCUAUGCAGAAAUACCCAAAUCCCAUGAACCCCAGCGUGGUUGGCGUCGAUGUCCUGGACAGACACGUAGACCCUAGUGGGAAGUUGCACAGCCAUAGACUCCUCAGUACAGAAUGGGGAAUACCCUCCAUUGUGAAAUCGCUCAUUGGCACAUGCAGAACAAAGACAUAUGUUCAGGAGCACUCUGUUGUUGACCCAGUGAAAAAAACAAUGGAGCUUAAAUCCAGUAAUAUUUCAUUUACAAACCUAGUGUCAGUAGACGAGAGGCUUGUCUAUAAACCACACCCUCACGAACCAGACAAAACCAUUUUGACACAAGAAGCAAUAAUAUCUGUAAAAGGUGUCAGUCUCAGCAGUCACCUAGAAGGGCUAAUGGCAAACACAAUUUCUUCCAAUGCUAAUAAAGGCCGUGAAGCAUUGGAAUGGGUAAUUAAUAGACUGAAUGCUGAAAUUGAAGAGUUCACAGCUUCAGCAAGAGGAACCAUGAGGAAUUCAAUGGCAGCAGCAGCAUUUGUAGAGAAAUGAUAGUAAAUAUACCUGUAUUACUAACAAGGUAAUCUGAAGCUUCUCUCCACACCUAAAUACGUGUAUCCUUUGUUAUUUAAAGGCAUACCUGUGUAUUAGGCAUGUUUCAAAUUUAAUUUGGAGAAAAGCUGAAUUCUUACUAAUGAGGCUGAUGUGCAAAGCCUAGUUAAUAUAUUGGUUCAGCUGGACCGAAUUUCGGUUACAGAUGAAGAAAAAAUUUUCAAGUAUAGUUCCUGUAUUUACAUGAACACUAACUUACAAUGUUUUCAGAUAUGAAAUAGCCUCAUUUAGCGAUGAGGCUGCAUAUGGUGGAGGAGACUGGCAUGUUACGUUAACUUCUGUGGAAUUUUUAUUUUUGUGUGACUUAUGGACUACCUCUUUUGGGACCAAGCCCAAAAUUAAGCAGAAUGGUUUGUUCCACCAUUGUUCUGUUUGUUAAUUUUUGAUAGUUGUGUGAUACAACUUGGUUUAACAGAAAGUUUAUUACUUGAUGCUUGAAAUACAAAAGAAUGUACAAAAUAUUUUUUGAUAAGCUUUUUAACUUGUUUGACUGGUUGAGCUAACAUGGUACUCAAAUUGUUUUCAGUCAAUAUAGGUAAAACAAAAAGUGUCUCUUAUCUACUAAGACCUAAAUUCUAUUCCUAAAUGUGACAUUAAUGAGCUGGGCGUGCAGUAACUUAAAAUUUUAUCUUAAACUUCUAUAACAAGUAUCUCUGUUUCUAAAAGCCCAUUAAAUAAAGGGGUGCAAUAAGCAUAGAGCCUUAAAAUCCUACAAGCUGCUAGGGCAUCUAAGAGUAGUAGGUGUUCACUUCAAAAUUUCAAAGAACCACUUAAAGGACUAAAAAAACCUUUGUGCAGUUGGCUAAAGAGAUACCUAAACAUAAGAGGAAGUAAUAUUAAAGAAUGUUAACGAUAUUAACGUGAUCACACUCCAAAAAUAACCUGUUACAUCAACUGAAUAUUGUGUUGUCCUUUAAUUUAAACAGUGUUCUAAGUUCCAGAAGUUCCUUUACCUUUUGAACUAAUUUGCUCACAAUACAAGGCUCUUUAAAUGAAAACCUUGAGAAUAAAAAGUUUUCUACAGUUUGUGUUUGUUUCUUGGUACUCGCAGUAGAUUCUUGGUACUGCCACCAGUCAUUAGCUGUGGGAACUUAAAGGUCAGACCUUGACAUCCUUCCUUACAUAGUAUACCAGUCUGCUGGUAGUCCUCUUGACUUCAGCAGGGGCUAUCUGUCCCAUGAGGCUCCUUCAGUGUGAAGGAAAAACGGAAAGACACAGCCUUGAAUUAGCUGAUGCUUGUAUUUUGGUGUCAGAGCCUUUUCCUGGAAUUUUGAUUCUAAGCUUACAAGUAAUUUCAAGACUCUCUCUCAGCCUUUGAGAACUGUAAUGUCACCUGUCCCAGCAUAUUUUAUGUUCUGUUAUAUCAGAAUUGCCUAUUGAAUAGUGUCUGCUAUAUGGAGAACCAGAGCUUAUUUUAAGUGGUAAACACAUGGGAACACAUUCUUCUGGAAGAUUUGUGUAAGGGGAAGAAAACAGGUGUGUGUAUGUAUAUAACUUUUUAAAAUUUAACUAUUCUAAAUAUUUUUCUAAAAAGAAAUGGUUUGAGACUACCUUACUAAAUUGAAAUCACUGAAGUUUGCCAUGCUUUUACAGGAGAUUGUUACAACUGAAAUAGCAUUUCAAUUUAAAAAGUGUAUGUGAAACUUCUGCAAAUCUGUUCCAUUGUUUCUGAUAAAAAUGCAAUGCUUGAAACUCAUUUUAAAUGUUUGUUUAGCCAUUAGCAUCACUUGGUAUUUUAAAGUCAACUUUUUCUUUUCCUAAUUUUCCUGCACUAAGGACUGCAUAGUAUGAACUCAGUUUGUCCUUGCACUGAAAAAAACCUUACUGUUUAAUUUUUGCAAGCAUUCAACAACUUCCUGAAAGAUCAUGAUUUUCUUUCUUCUAUUUUAUUUAUAUGCCUACAUUCUCAUUCUGUCAGAGAGUAUGACUUUCUGUAUGUGGCGCUUUUUAAAUAAAAUUUUAUCUGAGUUCUGGCUA
Gymnogyps californianus (California condor) is the source of this 2654-nucleotide messenger RNA. RefSeq names its product PRELI domain containing 3B (gene PRELID3B). Gene Ontology annotation, biological process: phospholipid transport. Gene Ontology annotation, molecular function: phosphatidic acid transfer activity. The record is from RefSeq and is a predicted model, not a curated record. The transcript has 6 exons. Lineage: Eukaryota; Metazoa; Chordata; Aves; Accipitriformes; Cathartidae. The coding region runs from base 33 to 617 and encodes 194 amino acids. Gene Ontology annotation, cellular component: mitochondrial intermembrane space.